GCAACAAAGGAGCUGUUGGGGUGUCCUUCAUGUUUAAUGGAACUUCCUUUGGGUUUGUGAACAGCCAUUUGACUUCAGGAAGUGAAAAGAAACAGAGGCGAAAUCAGAACUACAUGAGUAUUCUUCGCUUUAUGUCCCUGGGAGACAAGAAUUUGAGUCCAUUUAACAUCACUCAUCGUUUUACUCAUCUCUUCUGGCUGGGAGAUCUGAAUUACCGCUUAGAGUUAUCCCCAACGGAAGCAGAAAAUAUCAUUCAGAAAAUCAAACAGCAGCAGUAUACAGAACUGCUUAAUUUUGACCAGCUACUCAUUGAAAAGAAGGAUCAAAAGGUGUUUCUGCAAUUUGAGGAGGAAGAAAUAACAUUUGCCCCAACCUAUCGCUUUGAAAGAAACACCAGGGAGAAUUAUGUCUACACCAAGCAGAAAGCAACAGGGAUGAAGUACAAUUUGCCAUCCUGGUGUGAUCGAGUGCUCUGGAAAUCAUAUCCCUUGGUGCAUGUGGUGUGCCAGUCUUAUGGAUGCACAACUGACAUUAUGACAAGUGAUCAUAGUCCUGUUUUUGCUACAUUUGAAGUUGCUGUCACAUCUCAGUUUGUCUCUAAGAAUGAUGAUAAGUACACAGACUCUCUGGGACAGAUUGAAUUCCUCCAUUGCAGUGCUGUCCUCAAGACAAAGUCACAGACAAAAUUCUACAUUGAAUUUUACUCCAGCUGCCUAGAAAGCUUUGUAAAAAGCCAAGAGGGAGAAAAUGAGGAAGGAAAUGAAGGGGAACUGGUGGUAAAGUUUGUUGAAGCCCUUCCUAAACUGACUCCAAUUAUUUCAGAUCCAGAAUAUCUGCUAGACCAACACAUUUUGAUCAGCAUUAAAUCUUCAGACAGUGAUGAAUCUUAUGGUGAAGGCUGCAUUGCCCUUCGAAGUGGAGCUGCAGAAUCCCAAGUCCCUAUCCAAACUGUGUUAACACACCAUGGAGAAAAGACUGGGAUCUUUCAAGGUGAAUUCAAGCUACAGACAUCCCAAGGGAAACAGAGAGAAAAAUUAUAUGAUUUUGUGAAAAUUGAACGAGACGAGACCACUGGACAAAAACCAAUCAGGGGCUUGAGCAGUAUGGACCAUGCCAAAGAAUGGGAACAAAUCAGCAAGGUUACUAUUUCCAGCAGAAGAUCUACUCACUUGGUAGCCAAAGAAGCAGCCGCCAUUGCUCGGUUUCGUGGAACUGCAGCAUCUCUUGAUGAACCUUGCAGAGAAGAUCUUGUGCGCAAUGCGGUGGCCGCAGACAUCAACAAUGCCAGCUAUUUACGGGUGGCUGCUGCCUCUCAGCCAUUCACUGCAACAACCCAGCUUAAGCAGAUCCCUUCACCAGAUCAACAACCUACCUUCUGGAAUUAUGAUCUGCAGACAAAAGAUAAUACUCCACUGUUGGGACAAGAGUCUCCUACUACACCUUCCACUCUGUCUCCUGGGUCUCCAAGAGUUGCUGCUCACUCUGCAACUAACCGAAAGGAUCAACUAUACAGUGAGGUGAGGAAAAGCACAGUAGAACCAUUGCUGCAAGAUGAAGCAUAUUCAAAACCAGAGAUGAUUGAUAAUCCACUAUAUGACUUCACAAAAUCCAAGGACAAACCUCUAUUUAAGAGAGAACAGGAAUUGUUCAAGGUUUCACGGAAAGAACUCCCAACCAUUCCUGAUCAGAACUUCCCUUUCACCAAGCUACAAGAGACCGAUGGCAGCAAACCUUGCAAACAACAAUCCUCCCCACCUUUCCUUGUUCCCACACACAGAUUUCGUUCUUAUACCUGUUCCAAUCAAUCUGAGGAAAAUAGUGCACUGAAAGAAAAGAUGCAGAACAAGCAGAAACCUUGUUCCAGUUCAGAUCCUUCUAUGUCAACAUUCAAGAAUCCCAUCAAAUUAACAAGGUCUGAAGUAGGCCAAAAUAAACCACCUCUUCCAUCUAAAAGCCAGGUGGUGCUUGAUCUGCAGAACAUCAAAGGCCGUGAUUAUAGAGAAAGCUCAGAACUUCCACCUCAAAAGAAACACCAAAAUGAGGAUGGGACUGUUGGCAGGGCAGCUGUGCCGUGAAAGGGAGUAUCACUGAUGAAAAACCCAGAUGAAUCCUGAAAAGAAACAGCAUGAACAUUUCUCAGAUUUCAUCAUAAUAUCCUUUGACUUGGUACACAAAGCCAUCUAGUUUAAUGUUUAAUCAAGACUGAAAAUCUCUCUUUCUCUCUCUCUCUCUCUCAUUCUCUCUCUCUCUCUGUGUAUACAUUAUGAAACUUAAGGCAAAAUUAAUUUAAACCAAAAUUGGUUUUAAAAGACUGAGAUGAAUAAAUGCUAUAAAGAUUAAAACUUUGUCAAUUCCUUCAAGGGCAAGGAAGUUGUGAAUAAUUAUGGGAAUGGGAAAUAAUAUGGGCUGGAUACAUUUGAAAAGUAUGCUGAGCACAGAAGGUAUCAUUCAGAUAACUGUAUUACAGAUCAGAACAAGAAUGGAUUUUCUAGAAAAUGGCCCAGUUUCCUAAAUGUUUUUACUUGGUGGUUUACUGGGCGGGUGGUAGGGGGGAAGCAAAGUGUAUAAUUUCUGAGCGUGCACAAAGUACUAACUUGGUUCUUUAACAGAACAGAGUAUAAAUUUUCUGCAACUAUAA
This is a messenger RNA of Python bivittatus (Burmese python), 2638 nucleotides long. The record is from RefSeq and is a predicted model, not a curated record. Lineage: Eukaryota; Metazoa; Chordata; Lepidosauria; Squamata; Pythonidae.